GCAGCAGGCUGUUCCACAUUAUCAACAGGUUUCCUCAGGGAGUCUGUGUGGUGGCAGUGCUCUCAGCAUGGACAGGCGGACAUCUUAUGCUGCAAGACCAAGGGUGAACAGUGGUAGACCAUUUGGAAGGUUUCAUCAUAAGCCAAGGUUAGAAAGACCACUGCCUGCACCACUUCCAGCAGCUGCUCCUCAGCAACCAAUGCCUAAUAGUGCUCAGCAGACUAGUGAUGAACAGGCUUCAGGGCCUAACCUUCAGUAUGGAACCCAAGCAAGGGAAGGAUAUGAAGGCCCUGAAAACCCUGCAGAAAUGGAACAGUCCAAGGAAUCUUCCCAAGGAGCUCCUGGACAACCCAUGCAAGAAGACCCUACUGGAGUGAGCCAGGAACAACAACCAUUGCCACCACCACCACCAAUGGUGGAAGAUGACAGUCAGCAGCAGCAGUCUCGCGUGCAGCAGCCACAAAACUACUGCCCAUCAUCACAACCAGAACAACAGCAACAACAACAACCAGAAGCAGAACAACAGCCUCCAUUAUCAGCAUCCCCCACCUUGGACACCAAAAGCAGCAAUAACAACAACAAGGCACCUUCUGACACUGCUCAAGGCCUGCAGCAGCAGGUCAUGAGCAAAUCUCCAUCAGCAGCUGACAUCAGUAUCAAGCCAAUAGGACCCAAGCAACCCAUCCCCAUUUCCCAAGAAAGUGGAACCUUUGCACGCUCCAGUGGUCCCAUGGGUUCCCAGCUCAAUGUCAGCACUGACACUAAAGACAUUGCUGCAGUAGUAUCAUCAGACACCACCUCCCCAACAAUGGAUCCAUCAGCUGCUGCUGCCAGCAUGGCCUUCACCAGCAUCAACAGCAUUGUGACUCAUCAUCAGGCUGACAAUAAUAACACCACAUUGGACAACGGGAAUGCUGUUACCAUUGCAAAUUACACCAAUUAUGAUACAUCAUCCACAACUGUUAUGUCUUCUGGCUCUGCAUCUCCACUGGUUCCAUCCAGGAAAUAACAAUGCUAACAGUCUUCCACUGGUUUAUAUCCACUUAUUUUGUCAGUGUAUAGUGGAAAUACAAGGUCUUUUUCUCUGAAUGCUGACAAAAAAUAAAUCAUGUUCAUGCAUGUUUUAUUAGCACUGUCAUUGAAUCAGUGAUGGUCUUAAUAUCAGUAUAAGCAGCUCUGUGAACCCAUUUCAGCCAUUUUUACAAUAAAUUUUAAAACUUUGUCCGUAUAUUGGAAUGUACAGUAUAUGCACAUCAGUCAAAAUAUCCCCAGACAGAUUGAAAAUGGAACAUUUAAUAUGAUUUUUCAUGUUACAGGUGGUACCUCACAAUUCAACCCUAAUCUGUUGCUGGGCUAGGG
This is a messenger RNA of Notodromas monacha, 1359 nucleotides long. Lineage: Eukaryota; Metazoa; Arthropoda; Ostracoda; Podocopida; Cyprididae. The record is from the annotation of a GenBank genome assembly.